UGGCUUACGAAAUGGCGAGUGAGCUGAAAAGAAAUGGUGAAACUGUUGCAAUGGUGUUCAUGGUGGAUACGUUCGCAUGGCACCCUAAAGCCCUAACAAACGGUAAAGAAUUGAUGCGAAAGACCACCGAGUUAACCUUAAAGUCAACGGAAAAAUAUGUGACAAGACGACUGCUCGAAAAAAUUGCUUUCGUCGAAAUGGGUAAGAGUAAACAUGACGUCAAUGAUUAUUACGAGGAAUUGCAACAUCAGGAAAAGGUUAUUGAUGUUUUGGAGGAUGAAGCUGCUGAAAAGAAUAUUGUGCUUCGUUUGAAAGAAAGAAUUGAGACAACUAAGUACGAAGUCAGAUCUGCUGCUGAAGCUCAUUUAGAUUGGCAGCCUUCUAAGGUAUCCUAUGACGGGGUAUUGACAUUCGUUUGCUGUGACGAAACUAAGUCAUUCUCUCUUAGCAAGCCAGAGAUAUGGAAAACGUUAGUUGAGAGAAUGGAUUUCCUUUACGCCCCUGGAAGUCAUCUAAAAGUACGAGAUGGAGCUAGUGGAGAAACGUGUGGAUCCAUGAUAAUGACAACAGCAGCAAUGAGCUACCUUUCCAAAUCUCUACACCACAAUUUCCAGGCUGUAAGAACAAGGCGUGAAGAGAAAUUGGUGGAAUUUCUAAAGCAAGGAAUUGUUAUCUGGAUGCUUUCAAGUUUCUCAAAAUGGGUGAAAGGCACUCUCCAGUUAGAUUCCGAAGAAACAGUGUUUAAUUUUGAAUAUAAAUCCUUAGGAUUGUUUACAGUACGAAAAUUUUUUAUCAAAGAUUUGACAAACAUCAUGCCUGGUAGGCAUGUUGAUGAAAUCCGUAAACGCCAUGGCAACAAUCCUUUCAUUGAUUUCCUCACUUGUAUGUUGACCAAAAACGGCGGGCUUUGGACGUUUCAUUCUUUGGAUUUUCAGCGGCUCAAAUUGCUGGUCGAUGCUUUAGAAGCUCUUUUUGGAAUACCGUUCGUGCAGUGACGGGAACCACAACGGACAACGGUCAAUCAUUAUAAUUUGAUAGAUGAAGUUAAUAAGAAGUGUAUUGUUUACC
Dendronephthya gigantea is the source of this 1068-nucleotide messenger RNA. RefSeq lists its product as uncharacterized. The transcript is spliced from 5 exons. Lineage: Eukaryota; Metazoa; Cnidaria; Anthozoa; Malacalcyonacea; Nephtheidae. Bases 12 to 995 code for a protein of 327 amino acids. The record is from RefSeq and is a predicted model, not a curated record.